Molecule: messenger RNA, 1392 nt
Organism: Drosophila teissieri
Lineage: Eukaryota; Metazoa; Arthropoda; Insecta; Diptera; Drosophilidae
Exons: 3
Coding region: 1-1392 (463 amino acids)
Source: RefSeq, a predicted model, not a curated record
AUGCCGCCGGCUGGUCAACAACUCCGGCUUACGGCCCUUGUUUAUCUGGCCUUAGGUAUUGCACUCUUAUGCAAUGGCAGCGAUGGAGAAACUAGGCAAAAAUACGCCAAUGAAUCACUCGCCGUCACGGACGUGGACGAUCCAUCUCCAGUUUGGUCGCAGUUUCUCGAAGAUUACGUCUUGAGCCAAGGCAGCAGUAGCAGUGGCAGCCAGCGAAAGUCCAAAGAUCUACCUUAUAUGGGCGGGGAUAUGGGCGUCAGUGGACCGCUCAGCUAUCACUCGUCCGCCUACAAGCGACCGGGCAACAACAUCUUCAUCACCAGGAGGAUCGGCGAGGCGGUGGAACUGGAGCCGCAUCUUCGAAAGCCCGUCGAGAGUCAGAGUCCCAUUGUGAAUCCCCAAUUCCGACCCAUGACCAAUCAGAUGUUGCACCAGCAACACCAACAGAUGCAGCAGCAACAGCAACAGCAGCAUCAGCAGCAACAGUUGCAGCAACGGCAGCAACCGGGUUUCCUGCAGCAACUCUUUGGCAUCGGUGGCAGUGGCGGCAGCGGUACUGGUGGUGUUAAUCCCACCCAGCAGCAUGUGCGCCCGGUGCCUCUGCAGCAGCAGCAGGUGCAACAGAUACCGCAGCAACACCCGCAACAGCAACAUCUUGUGGGCGGUCAGCCGACCACUUUCCGAGCUGUCUCUGAAAAUGAUCUUUAUCUCUUGGGAGCCAUUGAAAAGUUGGUGUAUCGAGUGGAUUACCUUGAGAGUCGCGUGCGGCGUUCGGAGCAGCUGAUCUACUACCUGAUGGCCGGGAACAAUCAGAAGGAGGUGAAGGAUCCCUGUCCAGCGAACUUCACCCGCAUCAGCGACAACUGCUACUACAUCAACAGCCAGCAGCAGGUGAACUGGAAGACGGCCAACUCCGCCUGCAAGGGUCUAAACUCCCACCUGGCCGAGUUCGAGAGGGUCUCGGAGAACGAGGAGAUCAUGGCCUAUCUGCUGAACCAGCCGGCACAUCGUGGUCGCGAUUACUGGCUGGGCGGCCUCAACCCCGGCCUCCUCUGGAUCUGGUCCAACUCGGCCAAGCCAGUGAAUCCGAACAUGAAUCUCACAUCCAUUGCGAUGGCCCAGAAGGGGGAGAACGCCACCGCCGCCAAUCUGGUGGACAGUUCGGAGCAGGCGGCAGAGGAGCAAGCGGCCGGCGAGGAUGUGCUAAACAAUACCGUCCAAAUAGAGGGUAAGGGUCGCUGCCUACGGCUGAGCUACAAUGCCGGGAAGCACAGCUAUGUGUACUACGGACAGGAGUGCACAUCGCGGCACUACUACAUCUGCGAGCACGAGGACAAGACGCUGGACAACAAGAUCAAGAAGAUCACCCGCGAGCUGAAGCUCUUCGAGUGA